This is a messenger RNA of Amphimedon queenslandica, 1264 nucleotides long. RefSeq lists its product as uncharacterized. The record is from RefSeq and is a predicted model, not a curated record. The coding region runs from base 290 to 661 and encodes 123 amino acids. Lineage: Eukaryota; Metazoa; Porifera; Demospongiae; Haplosclerida; Niphatidae. The transcript is spliced from 6 exons.
UGGAACAGUUGGAGUGGGUAAAUCCUCCAUUGCACAUGCGAUUGCAUAUGAGUUAGGUCAGCCAAUAAAGGAAGCUACUUGUACAGAGUUGUUGUCACAUACUGUGUCUUCAAAUCCUCGUGCUGGGCGUGGUGUGGCUACCUUUUUCAGGGAUGCUGCGAGGGCUAAUGCUAUAGUUGUGCUAGAUGGGGCAGAGUUUAUACUGGGAUCAGUGUCAAGUGUUCAAUCAAGUGGUGUGAUAGGAUGUGAGACAUAUUCAUUAGCUUAUCAAAUUGAGCAGUACACAGGUAUGACUAUCCUUACCACAAGGUAUGAGAUUGGACUUCUUGAUCUAUCCCGGCUUCCAAAAAUGAGGUAUGUGGUUCCACUGUGGACUCCCAGUGUUAACCUGAGAGAAAAAAUAUGGAGUAAAUUAUUGCCUAAAAAACUACCAGUCUCAUCUUCAAUUGAUGUAAAGAAACUAGCUGAAAGGUUUAGCUUCACAGGAGGUGACAUUGGAUCAGUUAUAUGUACUGCUGCCGAAAUUAUAGCUGGAGGAGAUAAUGCUAAUAUUCAGUCACCUUCCUCUGUGACUACUGAACUAUUGGAACAAGUUGCCGAGACUCAUUUGAAGAAAAUGAAUCAAUCAAUGGGACACUCUAUCCAGUCAAUGUUUCAAUAGACACAAGUUACUGUAGUGAAACUAAUCUUGGUAGAUUAUUGUGUGCAUGUGUGUAUGCAUGAAAAUACUUGUACCUUGGCUGUAUUAUUGAUUGUUUUUAUUGCUGUCUUUUUAAUCUUUUUAUUCACUAGGAUAAGAAUUUUUUUUAGUUAUUAGAUAUUUUUAAAAGUAGCAUUAAUGUACUAUUGCAUAGUGUAUGGUGUUUCCAAAAAUAUUUCUGAAAUGUAAAAUUUUUAAUGUGAUCACGAUCAAAACUUUGUGAAUUAUAAGGCUCAUUUACACAUUGGUUUGCAUUUUUUUAAAAUUGUACAUUGUGAGGAUUUAUGUGUGAUUUAUAUUCAUUGUGCUUAUUGAUUGUCAGUUAUUAUUAAUUAUUAGUUCAUUAUUAUUCAUGAAUGUAUUUUGUAUAUAAGAGAGUAAUUUUUGUGAGCCAUUUUGUGUGACUGUGUGUGUGUGUGUGUGCAGUGUGUAGAAGUGUUUGAGCGUAGUUUGAGUGUUAUUGAGUCGUUGGGAGAUAGUGUGGCACUAUCUAUCUUUAUUUGAUAUUAUUGUUUGAACCAGUAAAACUGGUAUAUUAUUUGAAAGAGAUUCUGUUGAAAUAUA